Molecule: messenger RNA, 474 nt
Organism: Meloidogyne enterolobii
Lineage: Eukaryota; Metazoa; Nematoda; Chromadorea; Rhabditida; Meloidogynidae
Source: the annotation of a GenBank genome assembly
AUGACAAAAAAUUGGACUUUUGCUCUUUUAAAACCAGAUGCUGUAGCUAAUCCAAUAUCUCUUGGUUGGCUUUUGGAUGCUUUAAAUAAAAAUGGUUUAAUUAUUGAAAUGGGUUGUCGACUAAAUUUGUCGAAAGAUCAAGUUUCUGAUCUGUAUGAGUUUCACAAGAAUUCGUUUUAUUUCAAUCGAUCACUCAAUCAUUUACGUUCUGGACCUGUAAUAGCUAUGAAAUUAAUUUUAAAUGAAGAACAACACCAACAAAACUCAAAAGAUGAAGCUUUAAAACGUUGGAGAAAAUUACUUGGACCUGCAAAAUUUGGAAAAAUGUAUUUGGCACAAGUUGGGGAUUUUGAUGAAAUUGAUAGCAGAAAGGGAAAUUUUAGACAAUUAUUUGGACUUUCUGACAGCAGGAAUUUUGGUUUGUUUUAUUAUUUUUUAAUUUUUAGAGAGAUUGGGACGGGUCAACCACCGUAA